AUGAGUGCAAACACAAUACGGAAUUGUGCCCGCCGGUUAUCCAAGAAUGGGUGGCAGCCGUGUGAUGUUGCAGAAGACAAUAAGAGUGCUCCAGCCCCCGCCCAGAUCAAGCCUCAGCGUGAGUCUCAUGAGGUCCUCCUGAAACGCCUUGUUCGUGAAUGUGUGCACAACAUAGCGCAUGGCAGGGCGGAUGAGGAUUACAUUUUGGCGAUUGCAAAGCUGCAAGCACACGGCAUGUAUGCAGGAGACAAAUUUGCAUCUUCUUCAUUCCUGCAGGUUGUGGAGUUCGUUGGUGCAAAGCUGUUGCAGAUUGCACAACUGGAGGAACUGGCUCAGGUUCUUCCAGGGGUCGGGGUACUGCCGCCCCUGGCACUUACUUUUGACACGGUGACCUCCGGAUCAAACAUGUUCAGUCGUGCGGAGACAUGCCAAAUUAUCAUGGUUGCCAGUAUUUCUCCCAUAGAUGGACUGCUGAGAGAUCAUUUCAUGUCGUCACCAUCAGUUGGGAUGUACCACGACGGAGACUCUCAAGCGAGGGGAGUGCUUGAUGCACUUUCAGUGCACCCAGCAAACUUAUCCAUUCCGGCGUUGCUGGCACGAGGGCUGGUAAUGGUGGGUGGAGACGGCGCCAACGCACAAGGGGGGCCAUCGAACCGACACAACUCCACAGCUUCUUGCAACAAAUUGCACAGAUUAGUUUAUAAAGACUGCCAUCGCGAUGAGCAUGUCGAAUGGGAGCCUUUUCACAAGUCCGAGGCCGCCAUGAGGUCUAGUAUUGACAAGAGUGAGAUGUGCAAGGAGAUGCUGGCCAUUGGCCGGGCCAUGAGUCAGCAUUUCGGGUACGGGUGCGGAAGGAUAUUGUACCGUUCUGUUAUCUCUGAAAUGCAGGAAGACUUCGGACAUGCUGCGCAGGUCGGCGGCACAAGAAAGGGAGAAGCUUUGGCCAAUGUGGCCGCCAACAUUCUUUCCAACUAUCGUGCCUAUGCUGUUGGCCUGCAUGCCAAGGUCAAGGAGAAACAGCGCGGCCACGGCAGCUCUUCUCAGAAGAGUCUUCUGACAUUGGGUCGACGGUUGCUGUCCGUUGACUUGGUCAUCUUCACAUUAGCCAUGUCCGACAUAAUGCGUGAUCGGCAGAAACCAUGGACGCUCAUGACACAACGCUCUGGACAAUUGCCAUGGGUUCUACAUCGUUAUUUUCUCAAGCGGCAGGAGCGCUUGCAGGAGGAUGUGAACUCGCUGCGAGAAGUUCGCAGGUUGGCCAGCCUGCUUACACUUUUGCAGCAUUAUGUGGACCCGGGCUCCUUGAAGCGUUUCAUGUUUGCACAGCUGUUCACUUCAAGUGGCCGGCGUUGGUAUGAAACCACACGUCAUUUGUUCAGCGUUGUUCCUCGGAAAAAAAGUUGUUAG
Symbiodinium necroappetens is the source of this 1407-nucleotide messenger RNA. NCBI's taxonomy places the organism in Eukaryota, Dinophyceae, Suessiales, Symbiodiniaceae. The record is from the annotation of a GenBank genome assembly.